AUCAAUUUUUAGCAUUACAUUUCGCGCGCCUUCGCUGAAUUUUCUUCGACAUUUCUUUUGCAACAUCCAGUGGAAUCUUUUAUUUAUUGAAUUAAAUUUACAUUUAUUCAUCAAAGUUAAAAGCUGGUAUAAUCGUUCAUAAUGGGCUUAUUAGAUUUAUGUGAAAAAUACUUUGGCGAACGCGAUAUCUACAAGAUGCUCGAGUUGGAAAAGUCUGCAUUGCCGAAGGACAUAAAAAAGGCCUAUUAUAAGUUGUCACUACAAGUUCAUCCAGAUCGCGUUAAGGAUGAUGACAAAUCCAAUGCAACGGAAAAAUUCAAAGUGUUAUCAAAGGUCUAUCAAGUUCUAUCCGACAAUGACAGGCGCGGUUUGUAUGAUGAGCAAGGUAUUAUUGAUGAGGAAGAUGAUAUCACUGAGGGAAAACUCAGCUCUUGGCUGGACUUAUGGAGGCAGAUGUUCAAAAAACUCACUGUUGAAGAUAUUUCCAAUUAUGAAAAGUCGUAUGUGGGUUCCGAAUUAGAGCGUAAUGACAUGAAGAAGGCGUACCUCUUGGGCAAAGGCUGCAUAAACCGGAUUAUGAAUGAGGUGCCGUUUUUUAAUGUGAAAGAUGAACCGCGCCUGCAGAAGAUCAUACGGGAAAUGAUUGACGCUGGUGAAGUACCAGAAUAUAAAAUCUUUACCAAUGAACCAGCUCAGAAGAGACAGCGGCGCCACACCAAAUAUGCACGGGAAUCCAAGGAGGUAGAGAAGAUAAACGCCAAAAAGGAGCAGGAAAAUAAUUUGGAAAAGCAAAUUAUGGAACGGAACCAGGCCCGUGAGUCCAAUUUCAAUUCGCUUAUGGACAAGUUGAUGGAGAAAUACGGGGGUGAGGAUGAUACGGAUGUUUUCGAAAUCCGUCAAAAGAAAACUACUUCGAAGAAAAAGAUAUCGUCAAAAAAGAAGGAAACCGGCACACCGUCGAACGUGAAUGGUGUAAAAGCAGGAAAAGUACAGAAAAAGCGCAAAUGAAUAAAAACAGUCUAAUUAUUAUAUUAUUAUUUUGGCGUUAUUUAUGUAUGUAUGUAUAUGCGAUGAAAAAAUUUCAGUUUGCAGUAAGCAGUAACUAUUUUCCACUUGUUUUGUACUCUGAAAAUUUGAUAUUAAAUGUCUAGUUCAGCUAAGGCUUAUAAUUUAGAUACAUAUACUAUUGGUUUUAGUCUUGAUAUAAUAUGAAUUCGUUAUCUGGUUGAGUAUUUCUGAGCAUUUUAAUAAAAUGUAAAACUUCGGCUC
Rhagoletis pomonella (apple maggot) is the source of this 1269-nucleotide messenger RNA. Its product is annotated as J domain-containing protein CG6693. The record is from RefSeq and is a predicted model, not a curated record. Gene Ontology annotation, molecular function: heat shock protein binding. The transcript has a single exon. Lineage: Eukaryota; Metazoa; Arthropoda; Insecta; Diptera; Tephritidae. Gene Ontology annotation, cellular component: nucleus; cytoplasm. Bases 142 to 1008 code for a protein of 288 amino acids.